AUGGGCAUCGUGGAGCUGUGGACUCUCUAUGCACUCGCUGUCUCCUUCACGUGUCUGCGAACAUAUGCAAGGAUCACCGCCGUGGGCCUCCGCGAGCUACAAGUAGAUGACUACCUAGUAUGGAUUGCUAUCCUCAUCUACACCGCCCAAUGCAGCCUCGGGUACAGUCUGGGAGUGCACGUACAUGGCCUCGCAAAUGACGGCAUGACGCCGGAUGAGCGUGCUGCGCUGUCGCAAGACGACCCCGAGUUUAGAUUGAGAGUCAUCGGAUCUAAGAUUCAGGUAGCUGGCUGGACCACCUCUGCCUGCCUACUCUGGUCUCUCAAGCUAUGUGUAGCAGCCUUCUACCUUCGUCUCACGGUGGGCCGGCCUUGGGAUGACCCUUUGAACAGUGUUGAGCUCACCGCCUCUUGGGGUACUCGCCAGACCUUCAUCGCCAUAUUUACGACGAACCUUCCCAUGAUCUUCCCAUUGCUCAAGAACUGGCUCUCGCCUUUCCUACUCAGCACGAUCGGCUCCAGCAACGCAAAAGGGCAAGAGCCCCCAAGCAGUGACUUCGAAACAAUCGGGGGCGGAUCCGGGCCCGGUGGAAAACGGGCUAGCCGAAGGACGCCGCACCGGGCGCGCCACACCUUCGGUGGCCUGACGCUUGACAAUGAGAGCGAGGAGGACAUGAUCAAAGGGGAUGAUGUGGCGAUGCAUCGCAUGCAGCGCGACAACCUUGAAGCAGAUGGAAAGAAUACUAUCGUCGUGUGCAGCGAGGUCAGCGUGACAUCCGAAGAUCAUAGCGGUGUCCAGAGAAAGGCAUCUUUCCAGAUCAUGUAG
This is a messenger RNA of Alternaria hordeiaustralica, 825 nucleotides long. RefSeq lists its product as uncharacterized. The transcript has 5 exons. Lineage: Eukaryota; Fungi; Ascomycota; Dothideomycetes; Pleosporales; Pleosporaceae. The record is from RefSeq and is a predicted model, not a curated record. The coding region runs from base 1 to 825 and encodes 274 amino acids.